AUGAAGUUGUCUUUAAUUCGCAGUGCUUGUGGCAGUCUUCGGAUACAUCCAGGAAGAAGGGUCGGCGGCUUGUCGCGGAGAUGUCUGCCGGUUGGCUCUGGCAGCAGCCGUUUCAUCCUCCGGGCAGCGAGCGGUUCUACCAGCGGCGGUGCCAACCCGAAAUUGUCCGACCACUUUGGGAAACAGCCCCGGAAGGAAAACGGGUUUGAGUUCGACAGGUCUUUGAGGGAAGUGGUUCAGAGCACAAAGGAGGCAAUAGUGGCUCUGCAGAAAAGAAAUCCAUCAGUCCAACCUUUGUUAGCCAUUAUACAGGCAGGUGAAGAUGACAGUUUGUUGGAGAUCAAUAAGAAAAUGGCAGGAAAGGUUGGGCUGAACGUCACUCAGAUUUGCCUGGCAAAAGAGUGCAGUGAAGAUGAAAUUGUAGAGGAGGUGUUGAAGGCGAAUGAAGACCCCAGGGUGCAUGGUGUCUACCUCCACCUUCCCCCGGCUUCACUCACCAGUCGAGUGCUCAAUACUCUCAAACCUGAGAAGGACAUAGACGGGAUAUCAGAUUUGAAUAUGGGCCGUUUGGUACGAGGAGACGUAAGCAAAGGCUUUGUGUCACCCAUAGCCAGCGCCGUCCUGGAUCUGCUGGAGAAACAUGACGCUCCUUUGGAAGGAAAAACAGUGUUGUUGGUUGGAGGAGAAGGACCCCUUGGGCCUGCCCUUCAGUGCCUGAUAGAGAGAAAUGGAAUGGCAGCUCUCAAGAGUAACUGGAGCUCUAAAAGCCUACAGAGACAGGUGAUGCAGGCUGAUGCUGUGGUCCUAUUAGGGGCAGGGAAUAUGGAUGUCCCACCUACCUGGUUUAGACCAGGGGCUGCUGUCAUUCGCUGUGAUCCCAACCUGGAGUCAGAUGCCACUGAGACAUCCUCAAAGACUGGGUUAGGGUACCUCACAGCAGCUUACAGAACGCAGAAUGUGGUGCGUAGUUGCAGUCGGUGGAUCCAAGCGCAGCAGUACCGACCCUGGCAUCUGUGCAGCCUCAAACUUCAGCCCCUGACGCCUGUACCAAGUGACAUAGAGAUUUCCAGAGCUCAGAUCCCCAAGCCAGUGGACCAGCUGGCUGAGGAGAUUGGUUUGCUGCCAGAAGAGCUUGAAGCCUAUGGCAGGACCAAGGCUAAGGUCCGACUCUCCCUGUUAGACCGCCUUCACACACAGCCUGAUGGGAAAUAUGUACUGGUUGCCGGUAUAACUCCCACCCCAUUGGGCGAAGGUAAAAGCACAGUGACCAUUGGCCUAGUCCAGGCCCUGUCUGCCCAUCUCAAGCUCAACUCCUUCGCCUGUCUCCGACAGCCUUCUCAGGGACCUACCUUUGGGGUUAAAGGGGGAGCUGCAGGAGGGGGAUAUGCCCAGGUCAUUCCUAUGGAGGAGUUUAACCUCCAUCUGACUGGUGACAUUCAUGCCAUCACAGCUGCCAAUAACCUGGUGGCUGCAGCCAUCGAUGCCAGGAUGCUCCACGAGGCGACGCAAUCAGACAAGGCUCUGUUUAAUAGACUGGUGCCUUCUGUGAAUGGAGUCAGAAGAUUUUCACCCAUUCAGAUCUCCAGGCUACAUCGUCUUGGCAUUAAUAAGACAGACCCGGCAUCUCUCACACCACAGGAAGUCAGCACCUUCGCCCGCCUUGAUCUUGACCCUUCCAAGAUCACCUGGCAGAGAGUUCUUGAUACAAACGACCGUUUCUUGAGGAAGAUCACAGUUGGACAGGCAAGCACUGAGAAAGGACAGAUCAGAGAGACUGGGUUUGACAUCGCAGUGGCCAGCGAGAUCAUGGCGAUCCUGGCUCUGGCAGACAGCCUGGAGGACAUGAAAAACAGACUGGCGCGAAUGGUGGUGGGGACCAGCCGCUCUGGACAGCCUGUCACCACAGAGGACCUGGGUGUGAGUGGAGCACUGGCGGUGUUAAUGAAAGAUGCCAUCAAGCCCACAUUGAUGCAGACCCUUGAGGGUACGCCAGUGUUUGUCCAUGCUGGGCCCUUUGCCAACAUCGCCCAUGGCAACUCCUCGGUGCUGGCAGACAAGCUGGCUUUGAAGUUGGUUGGACGGGACGGUUUUGUGGUGACUGAAGCUGGUUUUGGAGCAGACAUCGGGAUGGAGAAAUUCUUCAACAUCAAAUGUCGAGCAUCGGGUCUGAGGCCUAAUGUGGUGGUGCUGGUUGCAACUGUGCGAGCACUGAAGAUGCAUGGAGGAGGUCCAAAUGUGUCAGCAGGCGCACCUCUUCCUAAAGAGUACAUCGAUGAGAAUCUGAGCCUGGUUGCAGGUGGUUGCAAUAGCAAUCUCAGGAAGCAGAUCCAGAUCGCACAUCUGUUUGGGGUACCAGUCGUGGUGGCGCUCAAUGUCUUCAAGACAGACACCCAGGCAGAGAUUGACCUUGUGUGUCAGAUUGCAAAAGAGUGUGGAGCAUCUGACGCUGUACCAUGUCACCACUGGGCGCAGGGUGGGCGAGGGUCUUUAGAGCUGGCCCAUGCUGUGAAUGAAGCUGCCAGCAGACCCAGCUACUUCCAGUUCCUGUACAACACAGAGAUGCCAAUAGCAGAGAAGAUCAGAACCAUUGCCCAGAAAGUGUAUGGAGCUGAUGACAUCGAGCUGUCUCCAGCAGCCAAAGCCAAGAUCGAUUACUACGAUCAACAGGGCUACGGUUCAUUGCCCAUCUGCAUGGCCAAGACCCACCUGUCCCUGUCCCACAUGCCUGACAAGAAGGGUGCACCCACCGGAUUUGUUUUGCCGAUCAGAGAAGUUCGCGCAAGCAUUGGGGCUGGCUUCAUCUACCCACUUGUGGGGACGAUGAGCACCAUGCCUGGCCUGCCAACCCGGCCCUGUUUCUACGACAUUGACCUUGACCCGGUCACAGAGGAGAUCACUGGGCUCUUCUGAGCAUGCUCCUGUUAAAGCGAUCCAUAUAGGUAUUAUCACAUACACAUCAGUACAAACUAUUCUACCAUUCCAGUGAUCUAAAUGAGCUGCCGUUGUAUCAUGAUAAAUAUUUUACAGGUUGUCAUUGUUUGUAUAACUUGUUACGUGAGGCUUUAUUUCUUCCCUGAAGUUUUCAGUUUACUACAUUCACUCGGUGCCAGGGCUCCAGGCUGAGAGGUGACACACUCUCUCACUCAUUCACACAGUUUAAUUCACCAUCUUGUUUUUGUCACAGAGUGUGUGAUCUCUUUUCAAGACCUUCAGCUCCGUGCAUGCGUGCAUCAUAAAAUGCAUCUAUCCACUGUACGUCGGGCAGGAAAUGUUUUGUUACUCUUCCCAGUCACAUGUUACGAAAAGCAAAAUUACGAAAAAACAAGAUUACUCAUUUAUGCUUUAUUUGCACAUUAGUGUGAUAUGCCAAAGAUAACCUCCUACAGCCAUACCGUGUAUAUCAUAAAUGCGUUGCGUGUAGUUAGUUCAAACCAUGCUGAAUUUUACUUUAAUAUUUUUUUAUGUCUUUUGUGAACAAAAAAAAAUACUAAAAUGUCUUAUAAUGGUGCUAUAAUUCUAAGCUUUUUUACCUGAAAUGUUCACAGUUUGUGUAUUUAUUAACUAAAUCGCUGAUAUACGCACAAAAAGCUGGUAUGGCCCUUUUCUUACAUCUAAUGACGACCAGUAUCCUCGCCUCCUGCUAAAUGUCCAAGCUGCUGUACUAAGUGAAAAUCACUAAAAGUCACAGGUUACACUCAUCACUUUGAGUCAUUUUUGAGAUAUUGUUCAAGCAUGUUUUUUUCUGAAUGUUGAUCCUUUAUUUCAUGAAAGUGUACUAAUUUUUAAGAUGUUAGUAGAGGUUACCUUAAUUUCAAUAUAUAUAGAAAACAGUGGGAAAACACUGAUUUUACAUUUUAAUACAACAGUCUUUUGCAGUUUCCAAUUCUCAUUGCUCAUAUGCUGGUUUGCAUCCAGACUGCUGAAUGUAACCGUGUUCUCACAAUUCAAGAUGCCUACUUCAACAUCUAGUUUUGAUUGUCUGAUACCAAAUGGCUAACAUCCAGCCUCUGUGUCUCCUGACUUGUCCCCUCUUGGGCUCAUCAAAGGACAGAAAUAACAGAUGAAAUGUAAGAUGUGGCCAUAACUUACGUUUUACUCUGCAAUGUCUAAACCAAACAUAAUUUCAGAUUUGAAAGCAGCCGGUUUCCGCUCUGAAAACAUUUAGCAUUCUUCUCAUUGACAACAGUUGUAUGUUAAACAUUUUGGCUCUCAGAGAUCAAACGUUCUUUUCGAAUAAACCUUUUCUUUACU
Toxotes jaculatrix (banded archerfish) is the source of this 4251-nucleotide messenger RNA. It is a transcript of the gene mthfd1l, whose product is annotated as methylenetetrahydrofolate dehydrogenase (NADP+ dependent) 1 like. Gene Ontology annotation, cellular component: cytosol. The record is from RefSeq and is a predicted model, not a curated record. Gene Ontology annotation, molecular function: methenyltetrahydrofolate cyclohydrolase activity; methylenetetrahydrofolate dehydrogenase (NADP+) activity; ATP binding. The transcript has 27 exons. NCBI's taxonomy places the organism in Eukaryota, Metazoa, Chordata, Actinopteri, Toxotidae. The coding region runs from base 1 to 2910 and encodes 969 amino acids. Gene Ontology annotation, biological process: tetrahydrofolate interconversion.